Messenger RNA from Ictalurus furcatus (blue catfish), 4950 nucleotides. Its product is annotated as monocyte to macrophage differentiation factor 2. Gene Ontology annotation, cellular component: membrane. Bases 564 to 1271 code for a protein of 235 amino acids. Lineage: Eukaryota; Metazoa; Chordata; Actinopteri; Siluriformes; Ictaluridae. Gene Ontology annotation, molecular function: pore-forming activity. The record is from RefSeq and is a predicted model, not a curated record. The transcript is spliced from 7 exons.
UCCUUUAAACUACUUCAGAGCUUAUAACGUGUCCAUAGACUCUUAACUCUUAUACUUAAGUAAUGUUUAGCUAACGUUCUUCACAGAAACGACUAUUCACGACACACACCCACUCACACCCUUAAGUUUGAACUAAAAGUAAAAUUUAAAGUGUUUUUCGUGAACAACAUCUUCCACUUCCCUCCCUGUGGUCAGCUGUGAAACCGCUAGCUGUAAGGCUGUGUCUCAAAAUGGCGGCCGUUAGAACACUAGUGCACUACCUAGGGCGCACGCGCCACUUGUUCCUGUACUCCACAGCGCGCUUAGGUGUAACCACCGGAUUGAGACGCGGCCCGUGACUUCCGGCUCCUCGUUCACAGGGAGUCGAUUCACUCAGUAUUUUUAUUUUUUUUUAGACUGAUGCUCAGUGAGCGUCGUCGGGCUCGGAAUAAAUGAAUGUUUCCGGAGACGACUGAUCGAAGCUGGACCGUUUUUCUCCCAACAUCCCGUCUGGAUUAAACCACACGCUUAUAUAUUUGAGAUACAUAGAUCUAUUUGGAAUCUCCUUGCAAAAUAUUGUUUAAAUGAAUCUUGUAAGAUUUAUGAACAGCCGGGCACCAGCUAAUAAGAGGUAUCAGCCGACAGAAUAUGAGCACGCGGCUAACUGUGCUACACACGCGCUCUGGAUCAUUCCCAGUAUUGUGGGUGGACUUUUGCUGUACUUCCUUUCUGAUGACCAUUGGGAGGAGAUUUCGGCAUGGCUCUACGGCGCCGGCUUGUCGAGCCUUUUUAUAAUUUCCACGGCCUUCCACACCAUCACCUGGAAGAAGAGCCAUAUGCGAUCCAUCGAGCAGUGUUUCCACAUGUGUGACAGGAUGGUGAUCUAUUUCUUCAUCGCCGCGUCCUACACGCCCUGGCUGACUUUACGGGAGCUCGGUCCGUGGGCCGCUCACAUGCGCUGGGUUGUCUGGGUGAUGGCCUCUGGAGGAACUACAUAUGUCUUCUUCUUUCACGAGAGGUAUAAAGUGGUCGAGCUGGUCUGCUACACAGCAAUGGGAGUGUUUCCAGCGAUGGUUAUUCUGUCUAUGGCGGACAGGUCGGGUGUGUGCGAGCUGUUGGUUGGUGGCGGGUGUUACGUGUUGGGGAUGGUGUUCUUUAAAAGUGAUGGAGUGGUGCCCUUUGCGCACGCCAUAUGGCACCUGUUUGUUGCCAUGGGGGCGGGCAUCCAUUACUACGCCAUCUGGAAGUACUUGUACACACCUAGCAAUCAACAGACCAGCACCGCUCGGUGACAAACGCACGCGCACACACACGUACACUCUCAGUUACCUGGGGAACAAAUUUGAUUGAGGAAGGAAAAAAAAAUAUUUAAUUCCAAAUUGGUUUACUGGCGGGGAAGCACGGCGACACGUACACGCUGUCCUUAUAAAUCAAUCAGGGACUAAUCAGUGGUGGCUAUUCAACAAAUUUUAAUCCUAAAGCUUAAAGUCCAUGCAUUUUUAAAUUUCACUGAAAUAAUAAUGAGCUUUUUAGAGUGAGCAACAGUUUAAAAAAAAAACUGUUGCUAUUUAACAGAUGUAUGUUGGAGCUCCAUUCAGUGCCCCGUUUAGAUCCUUAGAGUUAUAAUUGCACCUAGUGGUCAAAAAUGAGAACUGCAACAAGCAAUUAAUAGAGGCCCAUUGGGACAGUAAUCACGCUGACCCCCAUGCUUGGGAAAGGAGGAGCAGCAGACUGGACAGUUAAUAACAGGGUUGCCAGGGUUGCAUUUGUUUAUUUAUUCGAAUUUGGCUAGUUUUAAGCAAAUCAAUCGAAUCAAUUUCUGCAAACAAAGGCAAAGUGUAGUUAGUUAGCUACAGUUAGAUUUAGAUUUAUAUAGUUUUUUUAUAGACAUUCAAAGCACUUAACAUAGUAUGGGUGUUAACCACUACUAGUGUGUAGCGUCCACCUGGAUGAGGCGACGGCAGCACAUAGUACUCCAGAACGCCCUCCACACACCAGCUAUUAGUGGAGAGGAGAGAGUGAUGGAAAGGCAAAGUGUAAGUGCAGACAUUGUGUCUAUGAUGAACAGAAUAAUUUUUUUUGUAAGCCAUAUUGUAAAGAGGGAAAGAGGGAUUAUGGCGUCCAUAUGUCGGUAGUUAGUUUUUUUUCCUCUGGAAAUUCUGCUGAAACCUGGCAACCUUGGUUUAACGCUAUUAGCUCUUCUGUAUGCGUCUCGCUGAUGACGAGAAACACACCUGCUGCAUGGAAGACAGUUGAACAAAGGUACUGUAUGUCUAAAAACACUCGUGGUAGACACUCAACUUCCUGUUACAGGAUUAAAAAUUCACUAAAUAGUAGCCACAAGCGGCAUAGCCUCUCAACUUCGUUGUUGUUUCAGGCUGUGUCGUUAUUAACAAAAUCUGUGAUCUGGGGAUGAGCUGCAGCUCUGCUGGGAUUAUUGUACAUGACAUAAAAUGUUGUUGGCACGCCCUUGCUGACUUCCACUUGACUGGAACGUACUCAGGGGAACCAUGAUGGGCCAGGCUGUAGAUUUCAGGAGCAGAACCGGCCCAGACCAUCAAGAUUAAGGUAUUAAGAUAUAAAUAAUCCAAUUUCCGUUUCAGUACAAGGUUGAUCUUUUUUAUUAAUUAAGGGUGUGACACGACGACAUCUGGCAUCUGUUUAGUCCUCCAAAUAGCAAUAACUGAAUCCGUAUUCAGAUGUAUCGACUAUAUUCAGCCCGUCUCACAGAAUUUCACAGACCUCUGACUUUUUUUUUUUUUUAAACCAAAGAAAUGACCCCCUGAACUUGGAAAGCUGGGAAGGUGCCGUCAAACCAUCACGCCAGCAUGGCUCUCACCGUCAACAGUAAAUAAAACAUCACUACGUGAAAUGAGCUCGUAGCAGUAUUUACUUUAGUGCCGUCGACCCAGACAGAAUAGAUGGUUGAGUCUGUAACGCAAACUGAAAUAGACUCCUGAUCAGUAUUCGCAUGUUUCUAACAAAACACACGGAGGCAGCCGUGUAUUCACCCGACUUUGUAGCUCGAAAAUAGCGUUCAGACUUCGCACCUUCAGUUUAAGUGGGCCUAAAAUGUAAACAGAAACCUCUUAUUCAAUCCCUUAUAUAUUUCAAAUGUAAAGCUCUGUGUAAAACGGGUGCUAGGAUAGCGAAGAAAAUCCUUCAGGUGUACAUCAGCGUAGUCCAGAUUGUGUGUGUGUGUUUGUGUGUGUGUGGCGGCCUGGGAAAACCCUUCCCAAAACUACAGGCUUUCCUGAAACGAAGUACGCACCACAUGGGCUUUACAUUUCCAUGUUGUUUUUAAAAAAAAUAUAUAUAUAUAUUUCUUUAAAGCGAUCGUUGAUGUCAAAGUAUUAGCGCCCUCUUUCAGAUGAUCCAACGCUUAGUAUAUGACACGAUACGACAAGUAGCGAAUCAAAUCGAUCAGGUCUUGAUCCAGGAUGGUUCAGUUCACCACGAGAAGACGUUACGGUCAGAUGACGAGCUGCUCGUUAGAACGUAAAUUAGAAAAGGAACUAACGAACGUGAACUAAGAGCGAUUUUAGUUUAUAUUCGAACCGAAUCUUGGCUUGUAAAUACUGUACAUCUGUGGAAAAGUCGAGUUGUUUUUUUUUUUUUUCCCAGACCGCCGUACAAAUAUUAAACACGCCGUGCGAGCGCAAAUUAGAGAAUUACAAUCGUACAUCGUAGUGUAUAAUUUUUUUUUUAAACUCCAACCGAGAUAUGACGAUACUUGAAAUAUGUAUUCGCUCUUCCUGCCGCUGCUGAAACGCAGAAAAAAGCGAGGGAUUUCUCUUACGUAUUAGCGUUUAAUCCGUAGCUGGUUUUUUUUCUUUCUGUUUAUACACAGUAACAGCCGGACAAUUGUAUUUAUAAUAUCACUCGUCUGGGUGCGUUCUCAUGUUGUGUUUGUGUGAAAUGCCAAAAGUGCUUCGAGCUUCAGUCACUUCAGAGUCUCCUACUUCUGUGCCCUUUUUUUGGUUUUCCGAUAAAAAUCCGACUCUCUGGCGUUUCCGUUUGUCCCAUUUAGCCGCUAGUGUUAAGUAAUAAGGGUCUAACCUGAUCGUCCAAGUCUCGACACAGUUCCUCAGGACCCACUGUUACUUCAAACGAUCAGCUGGACCCACAGGAAGUCCACAUUUCGAUUUCGUUUGGCCGACAUGGCCAAAACUUCGUUCUCAGGGUUAACACACUGCCACCACCAUCUCUCCGAAACAUUCCACUCACUGCUGUGCAGGAAAAAAUAAAUAAUAAAUAAAUUACAUUCACAUACAGGUAGAAUAAAAUAAAUAAAUAAAUGAAUGCUAAUAGAUCAACUAUGUAUGUUACUUAACGGCUUCAUUAUUUCUUCUUCUUCUUAUUAUCUGUAAUAUUUCAAGUGAAUCUGUAGUGAAUGUAUUAGUGCAUAGUCGUAUAGAAAUAUCACGUUGAUGAGAUUUUAUUCAUACGAACGCUUCGAUGCACAACUCCAAUCUAUUUGCAGCUGACGUUGUCAGUGUGCCGAUCGGUUUAAUUUAUGAACACGAAAAAAUAAAAGUGGGUUAUAUCUCAGAAAGGUUUCGUUAAAGUUCAAAGGAAACACACAGGAAAAUAUUUAAUACCAAUGAAUGCACCAGGGCUAAAGUCAAGCUCCGGAAUCUUUCGCUUUAUAGAUUAGGCUUGUGCAAUAUUCAUUAUUUUGUUUGUUUCUUUCUUUUCCUGAUUUUAAAAAUCGCAAUAUGGGAUUUUAUGAUCCAGAGCGAGCGUUUCUACCGGUUCAUGUGCAGUCGGGAACCGCUCGAUGGCAGCGCCAAUCACUAAAGCGUCGGACGGUGGAAUGUGAGUUGAUUCUGCUGUAACGCGCAGUAAACGGUGCAUUUUCUCAUAUAAUCUUUUUUUUUUUUUACAACGUUCACACGGUUGACAUUUUCUCUGUUGAUCUGCUGUUUGAACAAAUGUAUAGGUCGUAUUUCAUAUUCAUUGACUCGAACC